UAGUUGCUAUUUCUAACUCACAUAGCCCUGCGCCUCCCGACGCCUCUGACUGACAAUUCUUUCCGUGAAUGAAUUUGGUCUUCUUUUUUUGCUUCUCAUAGAUAUUAUUACCAACUACUACCUUCUAGUGACUAUUUACUUUUAACUCUUUUCGAUAUUUUUCUACAUAUUUCCUAUUUCAAAUCCACCAUACAUACCUACUACCUAAUAUCCAUAGCUAGAUCAAUCAAAGUGGCAAGCCCUUCUGCCAAAGAGAGAAGUCAAGAUAUUGAAUACCCAAUUCAACUAGUAUUCGUAAGACGGCCUAACACAUGCCGCAUUCCUGUGUCCUGACACGGGCUCUCUAUCCCGCGGCGCUGCUGCUGGCAGCAGCUGCCUCCGCGUCUGCCUCUGCUAUACGACCAAAUUCAGCAGCACAACUCUUCGCAAGAGCCGACAGUUGCGGGGCGGAUUUCUCGCCAUGUUCUCAAUCAGGACUCCCCGCAAACUUCUGCUGCGAGGCGGACGCCACAUGUACGAUACUCGCAGCCAACACAACAGUUCUUUGCUGCCCUAAGAACUCUAAUUGCGACAAAAUUGGCCCGAUAACAUGCGAUCUCGGACUCCAAGACCCGGCCGUGAAUCCUUCCGCCGAAAUCAAGACCACGGUGCUAAACGGCAUCCUAACAACCUGUGCCGGACAAUGUUGCCCAUUCGGGUACUCCUGCGACGGAACAAACUGCGUGAAGGAAGCAGACCAAAGCAAGCGACCGCCCGUGAAGGCGCCAACAAGCAGCAGCCCGACCUCCAGCCCAACCUCAACAAGCACCCACAGCGCCUCAACAACCGUCGCCGUAAGCGGGAUAAGCUCCGCGAGCAGCACCGCCUCCGCCGCCCCCUCAACGCAAACCCCCACAACAUCGACCUCCGGGACCGCCAGUACCGUAACAAUCAUAGGCGGCGUAAUCGGCGGGCUCGUCGGCCUCGCCCUGCUAAUCCUCGCAGUCGUAAUGCUCCGGCACCGUCGCAAAAAGGCGUUAAAAGCCAAACAGGAGCAACAGCGCCGAGACUCAACCUCCUCCUUCGGGAACAUAAUCUCAAACCCAGUGCCCCACGCAAACUACCCAUCCCAACGUCUCGAUUUCCUCGCCAAGACGCACGGCACCGGGUCUCGAAAAAGCUACGCGCCGUCCUCACCAACCGCAGUCGCAAGCCCGCAAUCGCAGCGCAAAGACGGGUUCGGCGGGGACGUGAGGGAGUACUACGGCGCGGGGACGCCGGGGUUCAUGCCGCCGAACAGCCCGUACAGCCCGUACGCGCGGCGCCCCGAUAGCCAGAUGUCGGACGCGCCGCGCAGCUACCACGCGUCGGCGGAGAUCAGCGGGCUGCGCAGCCUAACGCACAGCGCGAACGCAUCGCCGACGCCGAAGGCGCGGGGGAAAGGGCAAGCGCAGGAGAUGGCGCCGGCGCCUCUUGUCACAGUGACGCCUGCGGCGGAGGAAGGCGGAGCGAGGGGGCGCGAGAGGUAUCCCAGCUCGAGCGAGGGGGAGAGCAUAAAUAUCUUCGCGGACCCGCUGAUGGUGCCGGGUGGUGCGGGGGGCGCGAGGCCCGGGAGCGCGGCGACGACGUGGUCGAAUAUCCAGCAGCGGGCUGAUAACGCGAUGCACGGCGAGAGCGGGGGUAAUGGGCGGAGUAGAUUGGGAGAGUCGCCUUUGCGGAGGUGAUUGCGUUUUCCGAUUCAAGAUAGUUACGGGAUACCUACAUUAAUAGUGUUUAUGAGCUUUUCUAGAUUGACUUGUGGGCGGGCAUGGCGUGGGCUGGCGUUUUACUACCGGGUAUCUUAUCAAGGUUCGUUUCUUCUCAUCGUCCGCAGAAUUCGGAACCAGCGAGCGACAAUCAACUUCUAAGUACUAUCUCUUUUGUUGAAUAGGGGGGGAUAAGGAUAUAAUAAAUAGGAUCGCGGGCGGGACAUCAUGAUACCACUGAAAAGGAUAGGAUAGGGGAAGGCUGCAUAUCACCACGGAGUUAGAGACACUCGCUUUGGGGAAAAAAUCUCCCUUUUUUAUAUUCUCGCGAUCUGGCGCGGGUGAGUUGGCUGGGCUGGGCGGACAUUGAGGUUGUCGUGGCCGUUUGUGUACAUAUCUAACGUAUCCCCUUUUGAGGGAGUGGUGUAUCUACUUGUCGUGGGUAGAUUUCAUGAUACAUGCCUCUGACCAGCUAACUUCGUGUUGUUUACAUACACUCAACUUCUUAAAUCUUAGUCACG
Messenger RNA from Annulohypoxylon maeteangense, 2245 nucleotides. RefSeq lists its product as uncharacterized. The coding region runs from base 312 to 1703 and encodes 463 amino acids. The transcript has a single exon. The record is from RefSeq and is a predicted model, not a curated record. NCBI's taxonomy places the organism in Eukaryota, Fungi, Ascomycota, Sordariomycetes, Xylariales, Hypoxylaceae.